AGCCCGUCAAUAAAUAGUUCUAAUUUCAAAGACCAAACAAAAGAUGGUACCCAAACAUUUAUUAUGACGUUUACAAGUAAAUACGAUAAUAAUCGUGUGAGAAAACGUGUAAUUUGUAUUGUUAGUAGAAAUACGUUUUUUUCACGUUUGAAAUAAUAAUAAUUAUGAAUCUAAAUUAGUGAGUAAAGUUUAGUAUGAAGACUGCCAAUAUGACCAGGAAUAAGGGACAAGUAUAUAGUGUUGGAAAUUAUCUAAUGACUGGCAAAGUAUUAGGGAAGGGACACUUUGCGAGAGUUGAAGAGGCGACACAUAGGAUAAUAGGAAAAAAGGUUGCUAUAAAGAUCAUUGACCUGACAUCUAUAAAGGAGGAGUAUGCCCGCCGGAACCUGCACCGCGAACCCCGCGUCAUGGCGAAACUACGACAUCCAUGCAUCGCGGCCCUGUACGAAACUAUGAUGCACGGGCCGCGGCUGUACGUGGUGAUGGAGGCGGCGGGCGGCGGCGACCUGAGCGCGCACGUGCUGGGCGCGCGCGGCGCCACGCGCGGCCUGCCCGAGCCGCGCGCGCGCGCACUCGCCGCGCAGCUCGUGUCCGCCGUGCGACACAUGCACGCGCGCGGCGUCGUACAUCGUGAUUUGAAAAUGGAAAACAUCAUGCUAGACAGCACUAAGCAAUUUAUAAAAAUAGUUGACUUCGGACUAUCAAAUAUGUGGAGUGGUGGGGCAGCUCUGCGAACCCCGUGCGGCUCGCUCGAGUACGCAGCACCGGAACUGUUCGUCGACGGCCGCCGAUAUGGACCCGAAGUUGAUCUAUGGAGCAUAGGUGUGAUAGUGUACGGCAUGGUGACGGGCGGGCUGCCGUUCACGGGCGCGGAGGGCGGCGAGGGCAAGUCGCGGCCGCAGCUGCGCGCCGCCAUCACGCGCGGCUUCACGCGCAAGCAACGCGCCGCGCUCGCCUGCGUGUCUCCCGAGUGUAAGGCGUUCAUACAGCAUCUGUUGGAGCCAAACGUGGAGCUCCGCAUGAAGAUCGAGGAGGCUUCUCGUCACCGCUGGGUGAGGAAGUCCGGCAUGAAGAUGAAAACACACCCUUUUGGCAACGUCGAGGCCUCUUCUAACAGGGAGAUAUACCGUCAGCUAUCAGAAUUAUGCAGCAUGACGAUCAUGGAUGUGGUGGCACAAAUAAAAGCGGAGCCGUUCGGUCCGAUGGCGGGCAUGUACAACAUCAAGACGCACCUGCAGCAGGCGGCGGCCGUGGCGGGCCCCGACCUGCUGUGGUCGGCCUCCGCGCAAGAGGCGCGGCCAGCCUCGCCGCCCGAGUACCGCGCCAAGUACGAGCUCGACCGCGACUACCCCGUCGCCACCAGCCACGCGUCCAGCAGCAAGGCGAGCGCCGCCGCCGCCAUGUCCGCGGCCGCCUCCAUCGUCCAGUUGCCCAGCCCCAGGAUGAUCAACAGGCCCCUGAGCAGCGUGUACGGCUUGAAGAAACCUGUCUACAAGGUGUACGACAACGGAGACUGCGGUCUGGACCCGCGGCUACCCAGUAUCGACGAACAUUCCAGUACGGACGUGAACGACGCAAAGAAGAUGACGAGGAGCAAAAACAUUAGGAUGCCGUGCGUGCGGAAAGUGAGCCUUGAUGAGGAGCGGACUAUGAGACUAGGCAGUUGCCCGAACAGACUCGGUGAUAAACGCGCAGAGUUCUAUAGGAAGGCAGGGGACGGCAUACCGAGCUGGCGAGCUAUCGGCUCGCUUGGCACACCGCCACCCAGAAUCCUCCUACAGAGCAACGCCACAACUAUUAAACGAGCAUCUUUGGGUAACAUCGUCAGUCCGCACUCAUCUUCAAACAGCCACUGCAAGAGCGAGAGGGCGAUGCCAGUCGGUUGGUACUCGACCCGCAGCAUGGGCAAGGAACCCUCUCACUUGCAGCGACUCCGACGCACGGCUCCGAUGAAGUGAAGAACAAAUACCAACGCCCCUCCACUCCAUUAGCCCACCGCCACACACUAGACUAAUCGCCUUAAAAACUCAAACCAUGCGAUUAGUCGCCAGUGUGCAGCGGACAUUAGUUUAAAUUUUUGCGUGCUACCCUCAUUGUAAUGUUAAGCGAAUAAGCAGUUAUUAUAUUGUACGCGCUCGACUUCCAAGCAAUCGUUUUUGGACUAGUAUUUUUUUGUUACGUUUAUAAUAAUGAGUUUACAUACUAAAUAAUAGAGUGUUAUGUUAUGCUUGUAUGCAUGUAUUUUAUUGAAAGAUUAAUAUAAGAUGUGCAUUAAAGUAUUA
This is a messenger RNA of Trichoplusia ni (cabbage looper), 2282 nucleotides long. Its product is annotated as CBL-interacting serine/threonine-protein kinase 11-like. The coding region runs from base 195 to 1958 and encodes 587 amino acids. Gene Ontology annotation, biological process: intracellular signal transduction; protein phosphorylation. Gene Ontology annotation, molecular function: ATP binding; protein serine/threonine kinase activity. NCBI's taxonomy places the organism in Eukaryota, Metazoa, Arthropoda, Insecta, Lepidoptera, Noctuidae. The transcript has 12 exons. The record is from RefSeq and is a predicted model, not a curated record. Gene Ontology annotation, cellular component: cytoplasm.